Molecule: messenger RNA, 4041 nt
Organism: Fonsecaea erecta
Lineage: Eukaryota; Fungi; Ascomycota; Eurotiomycetes; Chaetothyriales; Herpotrichiellaceae
Exons: 2
Coding region: 1-4041 (1346 amino acids)
Biological process (GO): mRNA catabolic process
Cellular component (GO): P-body; exosome (RNase complex)
Molecular function (GO): 3'-5'-RNA exonuclease activity; RNA binding
Source: RefSeq, a predicted model, not a curated record
AUGGCACAACCAGGUUCAUCUGGUGUGCCUGGCCCUGCAGGGCGCAGACUUCAUAUCGCCCAUCGCCGCAGUCCGUCCGAGCUCACUCCGCUCAUGAUGGAACAACUGGCUCUUCAGCAACAGAUCGAGUUAUUACAACAGCAACAACAACAGAUCGCUGCUACUCAUCAGCAGUAUGUCAACAUGGGCAUGAUUCAGCAGCCUUUGCAAGGCAUGCCGACCUAUUCUCCCAUUCAAGGGCAACCCAAUCUCCAGGGAAUUUCGCCCAACAACACCAAUUUCCAGUUCCCUCAAAUCCAGCAGCAAAUGGCGAUGCAGGCAAAUGCUGCUGGACAAGCUGGAGCUCAUCGUAGAAAUCAAUCCGCGCUUCCGGGCAUGGCCAUGGGCCCUCCACCAGCACCAUCCACUGGCACCGCCGGCGCAGCCUAUGGCGACUUUAACCAGCAGGCAAUGGGCCAGAAUCGAGAAAAUGCCAGUGGCCGUGGCGGAAGAGGAGGUUCUGCACAGAGUGGACAUACUCGACGUCAUUCCUUAGCUCUUCCCGAGGCAAAGAAGGCAGCUGAGCUCGCAGAAAAGAAGCGGACCGCUGCUGGGUUCCAGUUUCCCAUUCCAGGAGCAGGAGGUAUCGCGGAAAGUCCUGUUGCUGCUACUCCUUCCGAUGAUAGAUUGAACACCCCCGUCACUCCUGGCGGGCUGGGUCUACAGCGUGCUGGCAAUGCACGUAUGGUUGGUCACAGUCGAAGCCAGAGCAUGGCUGCUGGAAGUGUUCGGGGUGGAGGCGCGGCUGGUCGUGGAGGCGGUGCAUUCCAGUUCCCACCCCCGGGUGAUACUGGUGCAGGUAACCAGUCAGACCUACAGCGGCGUGGUAGCCAAAGUAGUCACACGAGACAGGGAUCCCGCAACUUCGAGGGCAAUUGGCGUCAACAAAAUAAUCAGCAGACAACAGAGCAGUCACCUCAACAGAUGGGCCAAUUCAGCCAAACGCAAGCCAUGGGCGGUGGAAAUUUCCAGCCAGGCCAUCGCGGACGAGGAUCGAUGAACCAGUCCAUCGGCUCGAUGAGUGGAUUCCAAUAUCCUGGCCAGCCACAGCUGGUGCAACUCCCGCAGGGCCAAAUGAUGAUGGCACCUCAGAUGUUUGCCGGCCAGCAGCUGAAUGCCUUGCAGAUCGCCCAGCUUCAGGCAAUGCAAGGUGCGCAGCUUGGUGGUCUUCAAGCGAGCCAGCAUGCUCCUCCAAUGGGGUUACAACAGCAGCAGCAGCAACAGCGAAAGACUCUGUUUACCCCUUACCUCCCCCAAGCCACGCUUCCUGCGCUGCUCAAUGACGGCCAACUGGUUGCAGGCAUCCUCCGAGUGAACAAGAAGAAUCGCUCCGAUGCCUAUGUCACUACCAACGACCUCGAUGCAGACAUCUUCAUUUGUGGUAGCAAAGACCGGAAUCGCGCUCUCGAGGGUGAUCUGGUCGCGGUCGAACUGCUUGACGUCGACGAAGUAUGGGGUCAGAAGCGUGAGAAGGAAGAGAAGAAAAAGCGCAAAGACAUCACCGACACUCGCUCGUCGGGUAACAACCAGAACGGCAAGAGCGAUGCGGCCUCGAGUACCGACACUACCUCUAUUGCGCCCGACGGUAGCAUUCGACGACGUGGGAGUUUGCGUCAGCGUCCAACGCAGAAGAAGAAUGACGAUGUCGAGGUCGAAGGUCAGAGUCUGCUGUUGAUGGAGGAAGAAGAGAUCAGCGACGAACAGAAGCCUCUCUACGCAGGCCACGUCGUCGCCGUUAUUGAGCGCGUCGCUGGGCAGAUGUUUUCGGGUACUCUGGGCCUGCUCCGACCAAGCAGUCAAGCCACGAAGGAGAAGCAGGAAGCUGAGCGCCAGGCACGAGAUGGAGGGCACUCACGAUCUGAAUCUCGUGCACAAGACAAGCCGAAGAUCGUGUGGUUCAAACCCACUGACAAACGUGUACCCUUGAUCGCCAUCCCCACCGAACAAGCCCCCCGGGACUUUGUGGAUAAGCAUAUGGACUAUGCCAACAGAAUCUUUGUGGCUUGUAUCAAGCGUUGGCCAAUUACUUCCCUGCACCCGUUCGGUACUCUCGUUGAACAGUUGGGCGAAAUGGGCGAUCUCCGCGUCGAGACAGAUGCCCUGCUCCGCGACAACAACUUCGGAUCAGACGAAUUCUCCGAUGCCGUCCUCAAGAGUGUCGGGUGGGACGACUGGUCGUUGAAGGCCGAGAGUGAGGAGAGCUUAGCUGCACGCCUCGACCUCCGCAACGAGCGAACUUUCACCAUUGAUCCUAAUGGCACCAACGAGCUCGACGACGCUCUCCACAUCAAGCAACUUGACAAUGGCUUGGUCGAGCUCGGCAUCCAUGUCACGGACAUUGCCCAUUUUGUUAAGGCGAACUCUUUGGUUGACCGGGAGGCCAAGAAACGAGGCACUGGCGUUUAUUUGAUGACCAGGGCUGUCAACAUGCUCCCCUCUAAAUUGUCAGCAGACAUCUGCUCGCUACUCCCUGGCGAAGGCCGUCUGACCGUGAGCGUGGUUUUCAAAGUCAACAUUGAGACGGGACAGAUUGAAGGGGAGCCUUUUAUUGGCAAAUCGAUUAUUCAGAGUUCUGGUAAACUUGGAUAUCGUGCAAUUGAUGCUGUCGUCAAGGGAAGCGAGCAACCUGACUUGACCGGCCCAACAGUCGAGGACAUCAAGACUUUGCACAAGAUCGCCAGCAAAUUCCGAGAAGCUCGCUUCGGCAACCGGUCUGCCAACAUUGCCCCUCUUCGACUGCUUUAUCAGCUCGAUGACGAGAAUAUUCCGGUUGAGCAGAACAUCUUCAAUACGUCCGCUGCUCACGAGAUCAUGGAGGAGAUCAGCUGUAAAGCCAACUAUUUCGUGGCGCAGAAGAUUUUUGCUGCUAUGCCUGACAAGGCGUUUUUGAGAAGACAAUCACCUCCCAAUCCACGACGACUUCUGACAUUCGUCGACCGCAUGACACGAGCUGGCUAUGAUGUUGAUAGCUCUAGCAGUGGAAGUCUGCAGAACAGUCUCUUUAAGGUGGGAGAUCCAGAUCUGCGCAAGGGUAUGGAAACUCUAUUGGUCAAGACGCUGCAACGUGCCAAAUAUUAUAUCGGCGAACAGGUUGCGGAGGAGCAGCGCCAGCACUACGCUCUCAACUUACCUCUUUACACCCACUUCACCAACCCUUCGCGCCGAUAUGCCGACAUCGUCGUCCACCGACAGCUGGAGGCUGCUCUCUCCAACGGUGCUAUUGAGUUCAACGAAGAUAUGGAGAGCUUGGCCAAAACAGCCGAGCAAUGCAACAACAAGAAAGACUCUGCUCAUUGCGCCCAGGAACAAAGCGUUCACAUCGAAUCUUGCCGGCUCAUGGACAAGAAAAGCAAGGAAAUGGGUGGCGACCUCAUCAGUGAGGGUGUUGUCAUUUGCGUUUACGAGUCUGCAUUCGAUGUUCUUAUCCCGGAAUAUGGCUUUGAGAAACGCGUGCACUGCGAUCAACUGCCCUUGAAAAAGGCCGAGUUCCGCAAGGAGGAACGAGUGCUCGAACUUUAUUGGGAGAAAGGGGUUCCGUCAUCCGCCUACAUUCCCGAAGACGAGAGACCCCGUGCCUCGGCGAGCACUAGGGGCACAAACGGUGCAACCGAGUCUGCACGAGAACGGGCCAAGGAACGGUACGAAUCCCAGCGCAAGCAGACGGACAGCAACACCAUGUCCACCGACGAUGUCGAUGCCCUCUUUGAUGACGAUAGUGCGUCAGAAAUUACGGAAAUGGCGGCUGGUGUGUCUCUGAACUCGCCAGUCGAUCGAUCGUCCCAUAGCAUGCCGCCUUCCCCUGCCCGCAAUGGCGGCUCGAGCCAAGCAGCAAAGUCAGGCAGGCCAGUGGGCGAUAUUCCGGAGAAUCACCUGACAGACAAGGAGAAGUAUCUCAGCUACUUCAAACUCCGGGAAGAGGGUGGUGAAUACAUCCAGGAUGUGACUGAAAUGACUCGAGUGCCGGUCAUUCUGAAGACUGACCUGACCAAGAGUCCACCUUAA